AUGGAUGCAGCAGAGGACCGUGAUGUCAAACUCCAGCGGGCAUCUAGUGACCUAGUUUCGGAGUUCUCGGCCAAGCUGCCAUCGUUGUUGUGGAAAUCCCAAAAUGGUGCCCCUCACCGUACCCCACGCAAAUGGACGCAAGAGUCGAAGGCAGAGAAGCUUGUCAGCCUCCUCGAGCCCUUUCAAGAAUGGCCACAGCUUCUAGACCCGCAUCUCCAAAAGCUGCUGCCUCCUUUAGUGGAUGCAUUCCUGGCCUAUUUGAUCAAGCAUCGAGGCCAAUACAGCAUGCAAGCCACGAGUAAUGCACAGGGUAUUGCGUUAUAUCCACUUCCGCGGGCCAUAUGCAGAUUGCUUUACACCUUCUGCAAGGUACGUGGAGUCAAGGUAAUCAGCCGGUUCCUGAACAAUGAGCCGAAAUACCUCGAAUCCAUGCUACGAGCUUUCAUUCAGUGGGAUGAAGCUCAGGCCUCAGCCCCGAUGGAUGAUUUUCCCGGGGCCGAGUCACUGAGCAUGAAAUGGGAAGAACGUUAUGUGAUGCUUGUCUGGAUUUCACAUUUGCUUCUCGCGCCGUUUGAUCUUUCCUCACUAUCAUCUGACGAUAUCCCGAUCCCCUAUGACAAUUUGCAACAGCUGGGCAAUCUCUCAUCUCAUACCCCAGUGGCUGCGAAAUCUCUUUUAUCGGUGGCGUUACAGUAUAUCAACGCUCCGGGCAAAGAACGCGAGGCUGCGACCGCCCUCCUUGCCCGACUUGUCUUGCGUGGAGAUAUGCAGGCACUAGGACUUCUGAAAAGCCUCAAAGAAUGGGCAUUUGCUACUAUUCUGCCGGUUGGAGGCGCGGAACCACCUUCUGUAUACUCCUGCAUCGGGGUGCUCUCUUUCAUUGCUCGGUUGGGUGGUUCGGGCCAAGUGGAAGAUCUUGCUCCUCUGCUACAGAGCAUGUUUGAUCAAAUACUCCGAGUGGCGCAGGAAAAGUCGGAUAUAUCUUCAACGAUACAGUCCUCUGCGCUGGCUAAGAAGACCGUUGUCAAGAUCCUUUGCAACGUAACCGUCAUGGCUUUGUCUCUAAGUGAGAGAGGAGACAGUCGGAUCACAGAUGACCAGCUGUCAAACAUCCUGGAAGAGUCUAUCGAUCACUUCCUCAUCGCCUUGGCAGACAAAGACACCCCCGUUCGUUUUGCUGCAAGCAAAGCUCUUAGUGUGAUUACCUUGAAGUUGGACCCGGAGAUGGGUGCCGAGGUCAUAGAGGCCGUGAUUGGUUCGCUAGGGGAAAAUAUCCUGUACGAGAAAGACGACGGCACUUUGGUGACACCAUUUGAAGCGAGAAAGAUCGGGACCCAUAGGCUGAGGCAAAAUCUGAGCGGCGUGGACGCCCAGCGGUGGCAGGGCUUGAUGCUCACAUUAUCCCACUUGCUUUUUCGACGUGCACCUCCCAUCACGCAACUUCCCGAAAUUCUCCAAUCUCUUGUGUCUGGCCUUGACUUUGAACAGAGGUCUUCUACCGGAAGCUCAAUGGGAACGGGUGUUCGAGAUGCCGCAUGUUUUGGUAUCUGGGCGUUGUCACGGAAAUACGCAACGUCGGAGUUGCAAGCGUUGCAACAGCAAGUUAUCCCUUCACUGUCCGGAACAGACGAAGUGGAUGUCUUGCAAAAGCUUGCUGUUGAGCUUGUUUGCUCGGCCUGUGUAGACCCUUCGGGAAAUAUUCGACGGGGUGCCUCCGCUGCUUUACAAGAGUUGAUUGGUCGUCACCCCAACACUAUCACCGAAGGAAUCCCCCUCGUGCAGGUUGUUGAUUACCAUUCUGUUGCACGGCGGUCUCGUGCCAUGAUCGACGUUGCUAAAGCCACCGCUUCAUUAGAUCCGAUGUACUGGAGCCCUUUGCUCGAGGCAUUGAUACAAUGGAGAGGAAUUGGAUCACCGGAUGCUGAGUCUAGAAGACAAGCAGCGAAGUCUAUUGGAAUUUUGAGUACCCAGCAAAAAUUCAAAACCAUGACUACGGUGUUUGAACGCCUGCUGCGGAAACUCCCACGCAUUCCUCGAAGUGAUGUGGAGGCGCGCCACGGAUGUUUUUUGUCGAUUGCCUCUACGGUAGAUGCCUAUAUCGGUGAAUGGGAAGCUGCUCCAGAGAUGAGGAACACACCUGAAGAAAAGGACGUCGCCUCUCAGGUGAACGGGCUCUGGGAGAUUCUGGCGUCCUCACUGGGCCCUGCUGAUAAGGACUUGACUCAACAAAAUUCCCGACCUGAGCUGACCGCAGAAGCAUCUGCUUGCUUGAUCACCUCACUUUCGCGGUCUAUCGUGUCUGCUGGAAUUUCAGCGCCACCUGAUGCUUUGCUCGAACGGUCACUCCAGAUUCUUUCGCUCUGCGUUUCCCGAAGCGAUGAUAUUUCCAUUGAAACUUCAUCAAAUGCACUGGCCGCGUUGUUUCCGUUGUUGCCAUCAGGCAAACAAGAGGAAACGAUUCAAGCAUGGUUCUCCCACCUACGCGCUACAGCAAGCUUGCCGAGUGGACGCGGUCAGAUUUUAGCGCUAGGUGCUGUUUUCAAGAAACUUGAAGGACAUGAGAAUCUACGCCAGAGCAUUAUCACAGAAUUGCUUCGCUAUGCAGGAAGAGCAGAACCUAUUCAAAAGCGAGUGGCUUCCGUGAGAUGUCUAGCCACCAAAGUCCUGCCAAACACAGCGGCGUCUACGGAGAUUGCAAGCAAUGUCCUAGACUUCCUGGAUGAUUAUACUACUGACAGAAGAGGCGAUAUCGGGUCACUUAUCCGAGUAGAAGCAAUUCAAGCAGCAGAAGUUCUUUUGAAGGAAAGUGCUGGGGUGUCACCACGCUCGCAAAUUACCCAACACUUGAUCGGAUGUCUCUGUCGACUUGCAUCUGAAAAGCUUGACAAGGUUCGAUUACAGGCUUGGCUUUGCCUACAAGGUUAUUGGGAAUCAUCCGAUUUUCCCAAGUUGCAAAGUAAAUAUGAGCACUUCAGCCAAGUAUCCUCUCAGAGAUACUUUGAUCAGCUAUUCACUUUAUUUCACAUUGAUUGGGUACGCCUGCCUUUCUUGAAGGGGUUGGCUACAUCAGCAGUGGCAGGCUCUGACGGACUUGUGCGAGCAACCAGAUCAGCUCUGAUUCAGUUUGUCAAUUCCCACGGACCUACCGAACGUCAAAAUGUUUUGAUCACCAUACUCCAAGAUUUGGCGUCUGUUUUAACAGAGACUCUUCACGACGACCGCUAUGCAAUUCCAACUGUGGAUUUCAUCUCAUUUCUCAUAGACAACUAUGCAAUUUCCAGCUCAGAGCAACAAGACCCUAUCUUUAGACAGGUCUUUAUUCUCGUUCAGAAAUCACACUUCCGCUCCUCCAAUAUUGCCCGCAUCGAAGCCGCUGUUAAAGUAUACGCUGCUUUGUCCAGACUGGGCUCAUUACAAGCAGAUACUUUGAAAAAGUUGACCGGGCUGCUCCUUCAUCCUUUCCCAAGGGUUCGAUCGACUGCAGCGGAAUAUCUCUUCCUUCUGACCGAUUCCGAGAAAGUCAGAUAUGUGAAUUGGUCGGAGCAACCGAAGCACUUAAAAGAGAAAGUAGAAGGCGUGAGGGCCGAACUACUUCCUCUUCCAGAGCUCAUCUUUGUCGCAACCAUGGCGGCUGAGGGUAUAUCUACAAGUGGCAUUCCGCCUAAUUCUACUGUCUACAUCCGGAAUUUGGAGGAGUCAAUCAAGGUCGAUCAGCUGAAAGAGGCUCUUGAAGAGAUCUUUUCAGAGUUUGGCAAUGUGCUCGAGAUCGUCGCGAAGGCCAACCUAAAGGCCAAGGGCCAGGCCUUCAUCGUUUAUGACAGCAUCGAAGCGGCAACCCGCGCCAUCGAUGAAGCCAAUGGGUUCGAUCUAUUUGAAAAGCCUAUGGUUCUGGAUUACGCGAAGACCCGAAGCGAUGCUACUGUAAUGCGCGAGGGUGGCUCGGACGAGCUGGAGGCUCACAAGCGGAAACGUCUCGCCGAGAAAGAGCGCCGACAAGCCCAUGAUGCGCUCGAAGCACAGAAGAAGCACAAGCGCCCCGCCGCUGCGGUCCCCGACAACGUACGCCCGGCCAAAACCGUAAAGGGCGCUGGUCUCAAGCCUACAUCUGGCGCCACCGCUGCUGUUGUGCCAGACGAAUAUCUUCCUCCCAACAAGAUUCUGUUCUUACGGGACCUGCCAGAUGACGCUAGCCAAGAGGGUCUCUCGGCUGUGUUCGGUCGUUUCGAGGGAUUCCAGGAAGUCAGAUUGGUGCCAGGUCGCACGGGUAUUGCAUUCGUCGAGUACGAUGCCGAAGCUGGUGCUAUCAGUGCAAAGGAGGCUACCACAAACAUGCCUAUGGGAGAACAGGGCAAGCCAAUCCGCGUUACCUACCAACGACAGUGA
Molecule: messenger RNA, 4383 nt
Organism: Penicillium waksmanii
Lineage: Eukaryota; Fungi; Ascomycota; Eurotiomycetes; Eurotiales; Aspergillaceae
Exons: 9
Coding region: 1-4383 (1460 amino acids)
Biological process (GO): tubulin complex assembly; microtubule cytoskeleton organization; post-chaperonin tubulin folding pathway
Molecular function (GO): beta-tubulin binding; RNA binding; GTPase activator activity
Source: RefSeq, a predicted model, not a curated record